UUCAAUAUGUAGGAGUCAGUGGGGGUUUUCUUUGUAUGGGUCAAUGUAAUUGAGGAAGCAGUGGGGAUUUGAUUCUCUGUUUAUAAAACGCGGGAAAUAAGGCAGCUCAGCUCUAGUAAAGGUGGGUCUUACCUUGGUUUAGUUUAAUUAGGUUAACCCCUCCCCUCUUUGAGUUGAAUAUGGACUUUUUCAAGUAAGGGCAAGUAAGUACCAGCUAAUGCUUUCACUUACAGGCAGUUUAGGAGAAAGGUUAGCGGCAGAAGGCACUACGAUAGUAGUGACCAUAGGCGGUAGGACAGCGACGAAACCGAUAGUACUGAGAGUCGAGUUAAGAAGUUCAGAUUUCAUAAGCAAAGAGAGAAGGAUCAACCCUCCAACUAGCCAUCCUUCCCAUUCCGCAAGAAAAGAGAAAGGAGAAAGAGUCAAGCUAAAGAUCUCAGUCUAGUAAAGCUAAAACUUACCUCUACGCAAAGGUUGCUUACUACGGGGUCUCCUUGUGGGCAGAAGAAGCAGUUUCAUCUCAAUCCGUUCGAGUCAGGGCAGGGGAAGCUGUGAGCUAGUCAAGUAAAGGAGCAGCUGUGAGCGCAUAGAAACCGCUUGGAGAAGGACUUAUACUCUUGGAGAACGACUUAGAAUCGGUACCGUCGAGGUCCCAUCCAUGUUCAAAGAACAGAUGCAGCUAACCAACGGGCAAGCAAACCUGUAGCAAAACGCUUUCACGCAGGGGUAGAAGUAGAAGACCUUACAGGAAGCCCCAGGGAUAUUUAAGAGGUAAGUUUACUUGUCGUUGUGAGCUGUAGGUUAGUUGGCAACUUUAGUAGUUCAGCUCCGUCUCAUUGAAAAUAAGGAAAGGCCGGGCGGGUAGCUUCAGGAGAAAGAGAGCAGAGCGGUGAAACAACGUAGUUGGGUUCCGUCGUUCAGUCGAAGGUGAAGAGAAUACAGAAAAAUUCGAGAUGAAGCAUGAACAAGUAAACUUCCCCUCGUUCAGUGCCUUAGGUCAAAGAAAUGCUUUAGGGAAAGCUGAAGCGAAGGAGAAGGGGCGUAGCGGAAUUCUAGUUCAAAUAGAACUAUAGCAGCUCACGAACCAGUCAAGAACUCACCCUCACCACUCAAUUUGGAAGAAAAGGAGAAGCUGUGAGCACAGAAUCAUGUAAUCCGAUGUGAGGAAAAGGAUUUGUUUAUGGGCUUGAUAGCUUCAGGAGAAAGUGAUUUUCUGCCGAGUGUUAGGCCAGUAGAAAGCUGUUUCAAGCGGUUCUGUCGUUAGAAGUGGGGAAGAUCAAUUGAGCUAGUCAACCUCCUCUACUCAAAGCGGGACUCCCUCUUAGGCAUCAUCCGCUUUCAAGCUGAAGGAAGAAAGCCGGUGUUCAUACGAUAGUUGCUCACUGUAGCUGUAGGGGCGGGGCAACGAAGCUUCUAGUUGAGUGAAGAAGUGAAGUAGGGGGCUUCUCUUCUAUUGAAUCCAAUCUCCGGCCUGUGAGAAAGUGAUAAUAGAAGGAGAAGUUGUGAGAAAGGAAACUGAUUUUAGAACGUAAGUUGUGAGAAGAAAGUCAAGAUAGUACGAUAGAUAGUAGUGAGAAGGUUAAGCUCAAAGAAAGUCUUAGUAGUAAGCUGUAGCCAGGUAGUUAGCAGCUUCAGGCAGCUGAAGGAGAAACUUCUAUCUCUAUCUCUUGUUUGGGUUGAGCCAGAGAAGUAAUGAAUUCGAUUGACUUUAAAGAGUGUAUCUACCGUCCUUUAUAACGUAAAUAGGAUAGUCGUUCGAUAAGUGAAAUCCUUUACAUUUCAAUAGUGAGUCUGGCCACAAUAAACUCUUUAUCUUCCGAGUAUAGCUUGCAGAGGCGCCGUCAGAGUUCAACUUGAUGGAAUUUGCUGGCUUCGGCUGUAGGACUAUCUGAUAUGCAGUUUUGACUUUAAUAGGAAGGAGAUAAGCAUUCCGAUGUGGUGGUGCAAAGGGGUUGGAGUCGUUAUAGAGGCUGGUUCUGAUAAAUGACUUUUUUUCAUAUAUAAUAGGGUUAAUUUCUUUCUCAAGAGAAUAGGGACGGGUCUAGUAGCGGGCAAAGCAGAGAUGGCUCGAAAGAGGUCUGGUUACAGGUUUUUCAGGAAAGCUGGCAUGACUGUCUGACUGUCGGAAAGCAUAAGCGGUAAAAGGCAAAAGCAGUAGCAGUGAACAUGACUGUCUUUUUCAUAUCAGGUAAUUCCAUUACGUUAAGCAAGAAGGAGCAAUCAGUCUCAUAUGCGGGAUAGGCUAGCGCAUAUCAAGCAUCUGUAGCAGGCAGAAUGGGUCUUCGGGCUGGCAUUUCAAGCUGCCUUAUUUUCAUCCGGGGCUUGGCUGGUCCAAAACAAAAUAGCCCGGUUAUGCUUUGAUGAACCCCUAUUUAGAAAAAAUAGUUGGAUCCUUUGAUGGUAGUUAAAUGCUACCGCCUGGGUGGGAUAACCUCGGGGAAAGCAGCUGAUCAUUGACUUUCAUUCUCUUAUUUCCAUGCCCCUCGCAUCCAGAGGAAUUGAACCUUAGAAGGGUCCUCUCUAGGCACCGAUCGAUAUCCGAGAUUCGAUGAAAGUAUGGAAGGCAGUAGCUUUCCCAAAAGUUCAAUCUUAAGGUCGGUACCUAUAAGGAGUGAGAGGCUUCAAGCAGAUGAGAAAAGUAGACCCUAGCCGCCCUUCCUUAACAAGAUGGCUCGGAGCAAAGUCUUACGUUAUAUACUAUAAGCGCAGAAGGAGAGUAAACACACAAUGAAAUAGGUGGAGAGUCACAUUUCUUAAUAAUGCCCAAAAGCCCCGGACUAAGGCGUGACCAUAGGAUCUCACAGUGUCGGAAUGAGUUGAGGACGAGAUGCGGUGUCCAGUCGUAUUGGUAGGGAUCGCUAUGCCACCUGUCUUUUUUAUCUUAGGCGUACUGCUUAGCAAAGCAAACGGUAGGUCAUAGACUGGAGCAGACAGACCCAGCUACAUCGUGAGAACUCUCUUCAACCGGAUCAACAAAUGCGAGAUCAGCUCACUUCCCCACUGACUCAAUCAAUCUACGGAAAGUAAAUCCUAAACUUAACUUCGGAGUGGCAAGCAGCAGACACAAAUAGGCUCAGUUCUUCGAGUUCAGUUGAAAAGUGGGAAGUCUUUGAGAAGAAAGUUAAGUAGUGAGCUGAACUAGAUAGAUAGUAGUGAAUCGUCAACCAUUCCCUCCCCGAAUCCCUUCUUUCAAUGGAUCUUUUCCUGUGCUUAGGUUAGCUCUCUACUUCCAUCUCUGUUUGCCUGUCCUCCUCGUUUAUUUGUCUCCAUAGGUUGUGAUCGUCUUAACGCCAAAUAUCUCUUCAGGAAUAAGCCCAGUUUAAGCCCCCUCAUAGAGGUGUAGUGUGUAUUAGUGGUCGCCUCGACGCCUCUUUCUUUAGGAAGAAGCCCGGUUAAAGCCCUUAUCAUAGAUUACCAGUAGUCCCUUAAAAUGUGGUAAACUUAUUUUCUAGAUGCACCUCGCCCAACCUCCUUGUGAGUCUUUCUUCUCCCAAAAAUGUUCUGAGCUCAAGUGCUAAUGUGGUCUGAGGGAAAGGAUUUAUUCUUGUCUGCUUAGCUUAUUCUUUGGUCUACCACAUUUCCGGUCAAUGCUGCGAGUGCCCUCAUUUUUAAUUACGGAUCCUUUCCGGCCCUCUUUCGCUUCGAGCUUUUGACUGUUAAAAGAGAUCCGGCCCCUCUUGUUAUAUCUUUCGCAAUUGCUGCUCGCUCUGGGGAUCUACCUCGAAUUCGAUAGAUUGAUAUCCUGCCAUAAGUAAUUGCUUAUGGAGAAGAGAAUUUUUUCUUUGUAGCUGGUCCUUCCAUCCAUCCACGAAAUCUUUAUUCACGAGAUCUGAUCAGAUCUUCGAUUGAUGAUUUUAUGAAAGUAGGUUCGAAUGAAUUCCGUUCUUUCUCUAUGUGAUUUGGGUCUUUCUUGGUCACUAGCUCUGGUCUCUGGGUUUAAAACGUGAAGAAUUGCCAUUUUAUGAGCUUUACAGGCCCGUUGAAGUCCCCGAAAAAAGGGGAAAAAGUAAAGUCUAAGCGCAUAUGGCACGAAAAGGAAAUCCGAUUUCACAUUUCAUAUUCACUCUUUUUGAUUCUCUAAUUUUUUAGUAAAAAAAAAGAAAAUAAGAUAUCUGAUUCUAUCUGAAUCAGACGAGCCGCCUCUAGCAUUUUCAUUUCGCGAUUCAGAUUCAGAGCGCGAAUCUGUACAUUCCUAAGAAUCUGAAGAGGAGAUCUCUCUCGAUCUCGAAUUGAGACUCGCCCCCCCCUGGAGGAGGCUUGGGGGAACCUGUCCCCCGAUCUCUUGCGGAAAACGAGGCGGCUCAUCCCGCUCAACCGCUUACCGCUCGAGAGCGCGAGAGUGCUUCUUGCUCUAAUUCUCAGGCGGCGGGCCCGUCUGCAGCGGUAUUACACCAACUACCACUUCUGGUUCCGGACCCGGACCCAGAAAAAUUCUCGCAAACCGGAUUUGGCUCUACAAAGAGCAUGCGUCAAAAGAUGCAAACGAAAUUCUUCAAAUAGCGGAGAAAACCAUUUCUCUAAAAAAAAAAAGAUAGCAAGUUCUAUGCACAAGUUUUCUCAGUGCUUUCUAAUUCACAAAGAAGUCUGUCUUUUCUUGAGUUGCAUAUUUCUGCAACAGGAUAAAGGAAACCGAUUGAUAAACUUGCAUGGAGCUGGCUAUUCACUCACUUUUUUCUGCUAAUGUGCAGCGGCGAAGCGCCGGGUUGUUGGUAAGGAGCGUGAGCGGGCGGGGGGCUCACACAAGUAAGUGAAGGACCCCCGUAGGGCCUUUCUGAAGUGUGGCCCACACACGGCCAGGGGGGAAAGAAAAGGGGGGGAUAAGGGGAGCCUUAGCCCACUUAGAAUCGAAUUAUAAACCGGCGUGGCGCUGCUGGAUGCUUCUGAUCAAUAGAACAGGAAGAGGAGUCAGCCAAAAAGAAAGACCACCAAAAGUUACGACCACCAAGAUACGCAUAGUGAUUCGAUCUUUUGAUCACCCAUUUUUUGAAAACCAUUUUUGGGGGCUUCCGCCUUACACACGGAAGAUUGGAUUGCCUGAAUCACGAGUCUUAUAUACUGUGUUACGAUCACCUCAUAUUGAUAAAAAGUCCAGAGAACAAUUUGAAAUGGAAAUCAAGAAACAAUUUCUGGUCAUAAAAACAGAAACGCAUGAAUUGCGCAAGAAGUUCUUUCGGUUAAAACGCCGUGCGACUCGGAGGACAUAAGACUUCUUGGUCAAGCCAAAAAGAUUGCCGACAGGAUGCUCCUACCCCACCAUGCCUGGCCCUUUACCUUACCUUAAGAAGAAAGAGGGGGGUAUGAAGCGUGGGAAACAUUGCAAGAAGUGUAUGAUACAACAGGUAACCUUAAGGAGUGGCGGCAAAACUCUUGAUUGAUCAACGCGAGUGAACUGUGCUUAGACGCUUCGUAAAACCGCACCGAUCUACGAGAGGAGCUGAUGGAUGAGUAGGCUUCCCCUUUCGAUUCACGGAAUGUGAUCUGGGACACGAUGGGAGUUUGCGUGCCUCGGUAGGAAAGAGAUCACCGGAGUAUAGCACAAGAUCACCUUUUCUUGCUGCCAUGGGGUCGACCUGUGAACAAGGUAAACCCAAUGGGAACCAAAAAACGGGAGGGUACCGCAUUGGGCAGAAGACGAUCCAAAAAGCGAAGGCUCACCCAGCUGAAGGAAGGAGCUUUGGCUUAACGCCCUUAUUAUUAUUCAAAGGGGAAAGGGUGGUCUACGAUCAGGCUGAUCUUUGAUCAGAAGUGCUCGUAGAUCAGGCUGAUUGUAAAUCAGGGUGCUCCCCUACAAUCUUAGGCUUAAGCAAGCAGGCUGAUUGUAAAUCCGCUUUUUCUCCGAGAGGGCUAUCUUACUAAAAAGUUGAAAGGGCGUGAGAUAGGCGACAGGUAGCUUGCUUCCAAGCCGAUAGGAUAGGCGGCGGCCCGGGCGUAGAAGCGAGUCGCCAGAAGCUUUCGGUAGCUUGCUUCCAAGCCGGCCCGGCCGCGGGGAAUCAAGAGAUCUUUGCCGGUGCUGACUUGGAUCUCGGGUGACGGAAUAAGGCGGCCAGAAGCGACGAGCAGUCGCGGUCGAAGCUUGGCUCUAGCUUUAGAUUAGUAAGGCUAGCAGUAAGCUUGGCUACAGCGAAGCGCUUACCAAGCGCGAAGGAAAGGGCCUUCGCCACUUGAGCCGUAUGCGGGGGAACUCGCACGUGCGGUUCUUAGGGGGGGAGAGCUAGUAGGAGCCAUCCUAUCCCAAUAGCGUAUAUUUGGAGCUCAAUAUGAAAUCCUAUUUUAUUGCAAGACCCGUUCGGAUAAGGGAAAACUCCAGAGAUUGCUUCGAAGUAAGAUCCUUGCGUUGACCCUUUCCUGAACCAGAACCGGGGGGGGUGAUAGGAAAGGGGGAUCAAAAUGUCCCAUAUUUUAAGUGAGGGCUUUCCGGACCUUCGGAACCUCCCUUUUUUUCCAUGCUUUCCGUUGGUCAACAACCACAACUCACUAUAGUUCUUCACUACUCGUACAGGCUUGACGGAGUUAAGCUGUCUGGAGGGAAUCAUUUUUUCUCAAUCAAGAAUGCCUCAACUGGAUAAAUUCACUUAUUUCACACAAUUCUUCUGGUCAUGCCUUUUCCUCUUUACUUUCUAUAUUCCCAUAUGCAAUGAUGGAGAUGGAGUACUUGGGAUCAGCAGAAUUCUAAAACUACGGAACCAACUGGUUUCACACCGGGGGAACAACAUCCGGAGCAACGACCCCAACAGUUUGGAAGAUAUCUUGAGAAAAGGUUUUAGCACCGGUGUAUCCUAUAUGUACUCUAGUUUAUUCGAAGUAUCCCAAUGGUGUAACGCCGUCGACUUAUUGGGAAAAAGGAGUCAAAUAACUUUGAUCUCUUGUUUCGGAGAAAUAAGUGGCUCACGAGGAAUGGAAAGAAACAUAUUCUAUUUGAUCUCGAAGUCCUCAUAUAGCACUUCUUCCAAUCCUGGAUGGGGGAUCACUUGUAGGAAUGACAUAAUGCUAAUCCAUGUUCCACACGGCCAAGGAAGCAUCGUUUUUUAAUCUCAUUAUGACCGGAAGAAAUUCUUUCUCGAUCAGAAAAGUGGAAUGGAAGGCACUACAAGCAAGAAAGAUAUACUCCUUUUCAAAUCGCCCCGCGAAGACGGACGUUCAGAAAGGUUCUCGAGAUUCUCAAUCGCUCUAGUGGGGAGGAAUAGUGCGUGAAGGGAGCGAGACCAAGCCGAGCCACUAGGAGAGUAAGCCCUUCCCACGUGUCAAGUUGAAUAAAUGAAUGCAGCCUCAACCAGAGAGAUCAAC
Molecule: messenger RNA, 7284 nt
Organism: Vitis vinifera (wine grape)
Lineage: Eukaryota; Viridiplantae; Streptophyta; Magnoliopsida; Vitales; Vitaceae
Exons: 1
Coding region: 6550-7029 (159 amino acids)
Cellular component (GO): mitochondrion; membrane
Source: RefSeq, a predicted model, not a curated record